GUACGGGCUGUACAACUUUCGACGUGACCGUCCGAAGUGCAGUAGACAGGAUGAAGUUAGACCCGAGCCCACUUCCCACACUGACAAUGGACAUGUUCGCCAGACUCGCGCGGGUUAAAGUGACGAACGGCACCGUCGAAGGCCUGUCGAGACUGCGCCAGUCGGGUGACGUGGUCGCCCGCAUAGAUGAAUGUGGCUCUUACUUUUAUGCCAAUGUCACCAUUCGCAACCUGACCGUGACGCUUGUCGUAAGCGUUAGUACGUUCAUGGCUGACUUGACGGCCAUGGUGAAGACCGCAAUUUCAGCGGAAGUCGUCAUCGAGAUUGUCGAGCAAAACGCCACCCUGGUUUUAAAGAAUGUUGUUGUCAAUGCGACAGACAAAAUAUUCACCAGCGUUACGCCCAUCGGAGUAGUCAGUUCAUUCGCCACUUUCUUGUUACCACAGAAGUUCACAGAAGAUCAGGCGAGAGCUGCAGCCACUUACACGCUCUACGAUACAAGGUGCUCUAGAUGCAUUACAUAGUUUCGCUCAUGGAGAUGACCAGAUAAAAGCGUAAUACAUGUUCUAUCG
Rhipicephalus microplus (southern cattle tick) is the source of this 572-nucleotide messenger RNA. RefSeq lists its product as uncharacterized. The record is from RefSeq and is a predicted model, not a curated record. Lineage: Eukaryota; Metazoa; Arthropoda; Arachnida; Ixodida; Ixodidae.